This is a messenger RNA of Strongylocentrotus purpuratus (purple sea urchin), 1181 nucleotides long. RefSeq lists its product as uncharacterized. The record is from RefSeq and is a predicted model, not a curated record. Bases 117 to 860 code for a protein of 247 amino acids. The transcript has 4 exons. Lineage: Eukaryota; Metazoa; Echinodermata; Echinoidea; Camarodonta; Strongylocentrotidae. Gene Ontology annotation, molecular function: peroxiredoxin activity.
UUGUCUUUGUGCGAAUCUAAAAGUCCCUAAUUACAGAGAUAGAGGACUGCAAACUUGCGAUUGAUUGGAGAACUUGCGAUUGAUUUGGGGGCAGAUUUGGGUAUACUGUAAUUGACAUGGCACUGUUGUCUUCUAGGAGUAGGAUGUUCUCGAGAACUACCGUAGCCAUAGCAGCCGCCAGACGUGGACUCUUCUACGGGAACGACGAGUGCACCAGGUUCUCAAACAGGGCUCGACAAAUCUGUACGUCAUCCACCAUUUUGCAAGCUGAUGGUGAAAGCUCUCCUCCUGUAAGCCGCUUCCCCAUCCCAGAUCGCAAGACUCUGCCAGAUGACGUACAACAGGUCAUGGAUGAAGUAGAAGAAAAGAGCGGAUUUCUGCCCAAUGUUUUCAAGAUGCUAUCUUAUCAUCCAGAUUCCUUCCGAUCUUUCGUAAAUUAUUACAAUGUCCUGAUGGAGAAUAGUGGCAACCUCACCAAGGCUGAUAAAGAGAUGAUCGUCGUGGCAACAAGCUCUGUGAACAACUGCAUGUACUGUAUCAUUGCUCACAGUGCAUUGCAUAGAAUUUACAGCAAAAAUCCAACGUUGGCAGAUCAGAUUGUUGCCAACGUUGACAUGGCUGCCUUAGACUCCCGGCAGAGGGCUAUCUUAGAUCUUGCACUGGCUGUGUGUAAGAAUGAACCAAUCACAGAUGAACACUUCACUAACCUUGAGGCUCAUGGACUAGACCAAGAGGAUGCCUUCAUGGUGGGCAGUGUUGCUGCUUUCUUUGCCAUGUCUAAUCGUCUGGCACACCUCACUAGCUCUAGACCUAACAAAGAGUUCUACUUGCUGGGAAGGAUCCCUAGGGAGAAGAAAUAGGUGGUGCUGAAGUAACAACUAAAUGUUAUUUAUCAUUAACAUAGUGCCUAUUUGUAUUUUGUUGAAAAUUAUGUAAAGUGCAUAAUGAUUUAAAGUAUGAUAUGGAAAUGAAAUAGACAUCUAAAUUAUUGUACAAAUUUAUAUUUUAUUUAUCAAUUUAAGUUCUUGUAGGGAUAUCAACUUCAUACAAUUACUAAAAUCUUUGAUGUAGUUUGGUCUGAAGCAUAUUCAGCCCUAGUUGGCAGUUUGUUACCAAUUUGGCAUUAAAAAAAAAUCUGUGGUGGUGUUCAUUUUAAUUAAAACACAAAUAGACAAGAUCAA